GUGAGCAUUUCCACCAUAGACAGUUUUAAAAAGACAUCAGAUGACUAUGAAACAGCUCAUAAGGUGCCAUUUGAGAGGAACAGUGAAAGAGUCAAGGCGUUGCGUUACCAGUAUGUCCAGAGAAUCAUGGAGUUAGAAGUACAUGAAACGACCCACAUUCUUGUUUUUGUGGACGAGGCUGGGUUUAAUCUGUCCAAAGGUCAGAGACGUGGUCACAAUCUCAUUGGAAACCAAGCCACAAUUGACACACCAGGCCGACAUGGGGCCAAUAUUACAAUGUGUGCUGCCAUUUCAGAGAACGGUGUGAGCACACAUAUUCCAUACAUUGGGCCCUAUAAUACCCAACUUCUCCUGGCCUUCCUAAAUGCACUUUACAGAGACCUGAUUCCAGAACAAGAAAGAGGUUUAGUUAGACCACAUUUGCCUAAUUAUGUUGUUGUCUGGGAUAACGUCAGCUUCCACCGAACCAACAGUGUUAGGGACUGGUUUGCUGCACAUGAAAGGAUAACAGUGGAAUUCCUUCCACCAUACUCUCCAUUCCUAAAUCCAAUAGAAGAGUUUUUUUCAGCAUGGAGGUGGAAAGUGUAUGAUCAUAGACCACAAAAUCAGAUGUCUUUGUUGGAUGCCAUGAAUGCUGCAUGUGAGGACAUCACAGCUGACCAUUGUAGGGGAUGUGUGCGGCAUUCAGUGAGAUUUUAUCCACGGUGUGUUGCAAUGGAAAACAUCAGAUGUGAUGUGGACGAAAAAUCUUUGGCCUGACCAACAUGAGCGACAAGA
Messenger RNA from Carassius auratus (goldfish), 777 nucleotides. RefSeq lists its product as uncharacterized. NCBI's taxonomy places the organism in Eukaryota, Metazoa, Chordata, Actinopteri, Cypriniformes, Cyprinidae. Bases 127 to 759 code for a protein of 210 amino acids. The record is from RefSeq and is a predicted model, not a curated record. The transcript is spliced from 2 exons. Gene Ontology annotation, molecular function: nucleic acid binding.